AAGCAGCGCAUGAAAGCAUCACCUCUGCGCUCAUAGCUUUUCUAAUACAUAUAUAUUCUGUGUAUCUACACUAUCCCCACCUGCUGCUACCAUCAAAGAAACUUACAAUGCCUCCGAUCGGUCUUUUCUUCUUUUUCCUGGGUUUGGUUGUGGCUCCUGACAUAACAAUUGAGACAACAACAGGGAACUGGCUUUCCACAACUUCAAAUGACUUUAGCAAUUAUUCCGCCACUGUGACACCCCUCGACGUCACCACCGAUGUCACCAUAACCACCAGCUACACUGUCAUGAACACCACCGAGGGCAACAGCACCAUCUUACCUUCAACAACAGUGCAGAAUGGUGGGGGAAGCUCUAAAAGUGGCAAAGAAACCCCACCCCCAAUCACCACGCCUAAACCCACAACAUCUGUCACCACAACAAACAAGAAGAACAAGGACAAAGAGACCACUGCCAAGCCAGCUAAAUCGACAGCAGGUGACAGCACCGGCAUUAUCAUCCUAGUUGUGAUCAUCCUCGUAGCCCUUGGAUUUGGAGUUGCCUGCUUCCUACGGAAUAGAAGAAGGCGUAACUCUGUCAACUUCACCUCCAGACCGGAUGAAACCAACAUCCCUCUCAACUCUGUGGAGCCGAUUGAUGCUGUACCUCAGAACGGUCUGCAAACAUUUGAAAGUCCAGAAACUACAAAAGAGCCGGAGGAACCAGAGGCCAAACUUGAAGUACAGGAGGAGCAGAAAGCUGAGGCUGGUAAAUCUGUUGUUGAUCCCAGCGCUGAGUCUGCGGCUCCGGUGCCAACCCCAGACAGCUCUGAGGACAAACCCAAAGAGGACGUCGUUGAGCAGAGUCCCCCCGCACCUGUGGAGCCGAGUGUGGAGGAGAAAACCGAUGACGAAGGCGCCGUCUCCAACAAGACCUCUGUGGAGUCGCUGAAGGGGACGAAUGAGAACAACAGCAACAAUGCUGCCUUCAGUCAGACUAGAGAUGCGCAGAGGAGCAUCAACUUCUGGGACGUUCCUCUCGAUUGUCCGGUGUGAGACAUUUCGCCUAUCUGCCCCUGUGCCGUUCUUGGGGAACUCAGUAAGAGCACAGUGGACAGACGUUCUGCUGCAGCUGCUGCAGCUGCUCAGCCAGCUCAGGUGUAACCCCCCCACCCCACCCCAGCCUGCCCUGCAGGUCGGCAGGCAUCAUGAAUGACCACUGGGAGUGCUGUGUUACAGCUUCUCGUCCUGAAUUAAAAGAAUUUAAAAUAGGGAAGUUAUAACCAUUAAAUCUAAAAUUAUAAAGUGUGCUUGUCUCCAAAAUUGUAAAUCACAUUGACAGUCUGACAUGCAGUAGUUUAUAAAUAUGUACUGGAAGCUACACCCAUAAACUUUGCCACUCUGGCCAUUGAACAAGUCAGUUUCACAACAUACAGUAUAUCAUUCAAAGUGUUACUACUUUUCUUUUGAUUGCUUUGCUAAUGGAUUCUUUUUAAUUACUUUUUUGUGUGAAGUAGCUAUAGCUGUCAGCAAUAAUAUUACAUCAAGGUCCACUUUUUAGCAUUUUCCCGAUCUAUUAACUGUGUUUCACAGUCUCCAUCUACAUUACGAUGUGACCACUCUUAGGUUAUAAGCAACUCAAUCCUCGGAUGAAGGGAAAAGCUCAUAAGUGGAAAAGCUCUAGUGGUUCUAGAGUUGAGAUUUCUUUAUUGAAACGAUCCUUUUCAGGGUCAAAACUUAAUUUUCAUGCUCAUCUACAGGUCUAUAUGCUCUAGAUAAUUGGGGAAAAAGCAGUUGUUCCUUUACUUAAUUAAUGCACCUCUAUUCCAUUAAAUUUGUAUGUAAACCACA
Molecule: messenger RNA, 1829 nt
Organism: Anarrhichthys ocellatus (wolf-eel)
Lineage: Eukaryota; Metazoa; Chordata; Actinopteri; Perciformes; Anarhichadidae
Product: eukaryotic translation initiation factor 4 gamma
Exons: 9
Coding region: 108-1034 (308 amino acids)
Source: RefSeq, a predicted model, not a curated record